GCUGUUGAUGGAGAGGAUUUCGAAUGUCAGCCGGGACAGUGGUCAUUGCAGGAGGAAUUCUGGCUACAGUGAUCUUACUGACCAUCGUUGCUGUACUGUGUUUAUGUAGGUUACAGUACUACUGUUGUAAGAGGGAGGAGUCUGAGAAGGGGGAAGAGGAAGAACCAGAGCUCGCCUCUAUGUCUCCUUGUCCGCCCCUGGCUCUGUCCGCUCCCCCUACGCCUCCGACGCCGGAGCACUUUAGCGACGUAACGGAAAACUACCCCCCUACCUUCCUUACUGAGGCCAAUGGUCCUGCCAGCUACUCCCCCACACAGCCACCGCGCAGGUGCCAUCGCUCACAUGCCUUCUGCCCGACCUGCACCCGCUGCACUCUGCCCUUUUACCUGCAGCACCCGGAGAGGCUGUGCAACGGCGGUCGCAGGAUCAGCUACAGGACUGUGCAGCAGCAGGACCUUGAACUGCCCAUAGACUUGGCCAGGUUCUACCAGAACCUUAUUCGCUCGGUCACCAUGAAGGAGGUGGUCACCCAAAGCAUUAGCACUGAUGUCUAGGAGCAGGCAGGAUGGAAGCAGUAACAUCCUUCUGGCCUGGUGAAAAGGUGCACUGACUCGGUGCUGUGUGCAAACACACUAAAUUAACAUGUCAUAUAAGUGUUGUGAUGUGGGUGUUGUGCUGACGGACAACAACACUGAGGGCUUUUGGGCAAUUGCACACCUUUCCUGGCAGCAAAAUGGAGUUGUGCAGCUCUGGAACAAAUGCGUACAGAAAACAUUCAGUCAGUUUUGACUUGAAGGUGCAAUCUGUAAGAUAUGGCCUGGAAUUUAGUUUUAGCUUAUAUUAUCUAUGCCUGGAAUGUGAAGAGGUUAAUUUGUUGAUUAUAUGUCAGACACAUCUAUUGAGUUGCAGAAAUCUUCACUCAAAUAGGCUCACUAACUGACAAGCCCCUGCCCAUCCUGUCUAAUAUCACUUGUACCUCCAGAAACGUCUGCCAGCAGUCCAACACGAGAGGACAGAGAAGUAACGCUGCCUAAGGGCUUGUCAAUCACAUGUUGAUCCAUUCAUGAUGCUACAACCGCUAACUUA
Messenger RNA from Gymnodraco acuticeps, 1086 nucleotides. RefSeq names its product protein FAM163B (gene fam163b). The transcript has 2 exons. NCBI's taxonomy places the organism in Eukaryota, Metazoa, Chordata, Actinopteri, Perciformes, Bathydraconidae. The record is from RefSeq and is a predicted model, not a curated record. The coding region runs from base 24 to 554 and encodes 176 amino acids.